AGAUUUAGCAUCUACCACCGGCACUCAAAAAGAGAUCCAGGACCUUGGCAUUUUGAUUGAUUUGCAAAUGCUUAUCUUCAUUCAAUUUACUGCGUAGGCAAAAAAUCUGUGCCUGAUGGUGGGAUUUUAGUUAUUUUAAUUGUUGUUGUUUUUUCCUGAGACUUCUAUAAAAGACUCUGAAAAUUAAUAGUAGUGCUGUCUGAGCCGGUCAGUGCAGAGAGGAAAGGGGGAAAAGAUCUAAUGGAUCCCGAGAGAGUAAGGAACUAGGAAAGAAGUGAGGGGAGUGGGAGAAAAGAGACCAUAAAAUUCAACGAGCUAUCGGAUCCCAAAGCAAAGCAGGGGUGUUGAUGGGCGCAGAAGAGGGAAAUGAAAACUGAACAAGAUAUAUUGUAAACAAUUCAUAUUCAUAAAAAAGAUUUGCAGCUUUCCAGGCAAAUUAGAAAAGGGGAUUUAAGACAAAUUAUAUUGUUAGCUGAAUCUGACUCACCUCGUGAUGAUAAAUAGCCGGGCCAAAUAUUAAGGGGAGAGGGAACAGUUAAAAGAAAGAUGGAAAAUUAAUCUGGCUUCUACAGAUCUACAGUCAUGAGGAGGGUGCUAUUAAUCUAACUACCUGAUCUCUCAGAGAGUCUCAUAUUGCAGAACUUACUUUUGGGAAAUCACCGUACUUCUUUGAAUCCUAGUCAAUGGGGAAGAAUAGCACUGACCGUAGCAGCUUUGUGAACAGAUCUUUUCUGGAGAGCACCAGACUCUUUGAGCCAAAGGAUGGAGACGGCAACCAGACUAUCCUCCACACCCGAGACGAAGAACUCGCCAAGGCUGAGAUUGGGGUCCUGGCAGCCAUCCUGGUGGUGACCCUGGUGGGGAACCUGGGCGUCCUUCUGGCCAUGUACCGGCUAAGGAAGAAGAUGAGCCGCAUGCACCUUUUCAUCCUGCACCUGGGCCUGACCGACCUCGGGGUGGCGCUCUUCCAGGUCCUCCCGCAAAUGAUCUGGGAGGUGACCUAUCGCUUCCAGGGGCCGGAUCCUCUUUGCAAGGCUGUCAAGUACCUGCAGGUGCUCAGCAUGUUUGCCUCCACCUACAUGCUCAUUGCUAUGACGCUGGACCGCUAUAUGGCGGUGUGCCACCCGCUGCGCACCCUGCAGCAGCCCAGCUGCCAGGCUUACCAGAUGAUCGGGGUCACUUGGCUGCUCAGCUGCCUGCUCAGCUUGCCUCAGAUCUUCAUCUUCUCUCUCAGAGAGGUGCAGCAAGGCUCUGGUGUGCUGGACUGCUGGGCGGAAUUCAAGUAUCCCUGGGGGGCUAAAGCCUACAUUACAUGGAUGACCUUGUGCGUCUUCGUGCUGCCCGUGGCCACCCUCACCGUCUGCUACAGCCUCAUUUGCCACAAGAUCUGCAAGAACCUUCGAGGGAAGACGCAGAGCUGCGGUCCCUGUCCUGCCCCUACGACUGCUGCUGCUAUUUCUUAUACAGCCACAGUUCCGAAGGGAGCAGAGUGCCAGUCUGGCUCCCGGGUCAGCAGCGUGCGCACCAUCUCGAGGGCAAAGAUCCGCACUGUGAAGAUGACCUUUGUCAUAGUGCUGGCCUACGUCGCUUGCUGGGCUCCCUUCUUCAGCAUGCAGAUGUGGUCGGUGUGGGACAGGAAUGCCCCGAAUGACGAGUCCAGCAAUGCAACUUACACCAUCACCAUGUUACUCGCCAGCCUCAGCAGCUGCUGCAACCCCUGGAUUUACAUGUUCUUCAGCGGACAUCUUGUUCAUGAUAUCAUGCACUUUUUCUCCUGCUGUGGGAACCUUCACUCCAACCUCAAGAGGCAAUUCUCCAAUGGCAGCCUCUGCAGUCGGAAAACCACUAUCUUGACUCACAGCCCACAGAGCACCCUGAUUGCGGCUGGUGCCGGUGUUCAGAUGCAACUGGAGAGCUUAAAAGAUUUCUACCAGCCCUAUGAGGAGGACACAGUGACUGAAUCAAGGGAACUCUAGAGUAUAAGCUUGGGCCACCAUAUGGUAGUUACUCUGUGCCAGGAGCUCUGAAUGGUAAUGGAGAGCAGGGAAACUUGAUGGUCUUAUCAUGUAUGGGACUUAAGUCUAUCUUUCCGCAAGAGCUUUGUUCUGCAGAAACUUCACAAAGAAUACCAGCAUCCCAUUUAUACUUACAUGUAAUAUAUUGUGGACUUCUAUGUAGUCCCUGUGAGAACACAGUUCUGAGCCAGGUAGAUCUCUGGUCAGAUCCAGCAAGGAUCUCCUUAUGUUCUUACCUGUCACUUUGGCUUUUCUAUCAGACCUGAGCCAUUUCUUUCUCAAGAAUGCUGGUUGCAAACAAGCUGCUCAGUGGUAAGCUGAUACCUUUCUGUGCUCCAGCUAUGGCUGCAUACACAGUAUGGCACAUUUGAA
Molecule: messenger RNA, 2387 nt
Organism: Podarcis raffonei (Aeolian wall lizard)
Lineage: Eukaryota; Metazoa; Chordata; Lepidosauria; Squamata; Lacertidae
Gene: AVPR1B
Product: arginine vasopressin receptor 1B
Exons: 2
Coding region: 684-1976 (430 amino acids)
Biological process (GO): G protein-coupled receptor signaling pathway; regulation of systemic arterial blood pressure by vasopressin; positive regulation of vasoconstriction
Cellular component (GO): membrane
Molecular function (GO): peptide binding; vasopressin receptor activity
Source: RefSeq, a predicted model, not a curated record